CCGCCGCUGCCGCCGCCAUUGGUUGGACUCCAGACAGCUGAUCCUGGCGGCAGGGCUAGGGAGCUUCGAGGAUGGCGGCGUCCGCGGCGCUGAUUCUGCGGGAGAGCCCCAGCAUGAAAAAAGCAGUGUCGCUGAUAAAUGAAAUAGAUAUAGGAAGAUUUCCACGAUUGCUCACCCGAAUUCUUCAAAAACUUCACCUGAAGGCUGAGAAUAGUUUCAGUGAAGAAGAGGAAGAAAAACUUCAAGCUGCAUUUUCUCUGGAGAGACAAGAUCUUCACCUAGUUCUUGAAACAAUAUCUUUUAUUUUAGAACAGGCAGUAUAUUACAACGUGAAGCCAGCAGCUUUGCAGCAGCAGUUAGAGAACAUUCAUCUUAGACAAGACAAAGCAGAAGCAUUUGUCAGUGCUUGGUCUUCUAUGGGUCAAGAAACAAUUGAAAAAUUCAGGCAGAGGAUUCUUGCACCCCACAAGCUGGAGACGGUUGGAUGGCAGCUUAACCUUCAGAUGGCUCACUCUGCCCAAGCAAAACUAAAAUCUCCUCAAGCUGUGUUACAGCUAGGAGUGAGCAAUGAGGAUUCGAAGAGCCUGAAGAAAGUUCUUGUGGAAUUCAGUCACAAGGAAUUGUUUGAUUUCUAUAACAAGCUAGAGACCAUACAAGCACAGCUGGAUUCCCUUACAUGAUGUUCUCAAAGACUGGUUUCCCUAUCACACUCCUGCCACCUCAUUGUUUUGCAUUGAAGAUAAACUGCCAGGUUGUGUUUUCUGAAGGAUUCAUUAGCUUUCUUCAUGUAAAUUAUACGGUUUAUUGCUUCUUAUACAAUAACAGCCAAGGAAGAUCAUUGUUUUGAGUACUGGAGUUCUAUACAUUCUCCAGUUCUGUGAGCCAACAGCAAGCAAUUGUUAAGAACAUUUUUGUUUUAAGGGGAACAAAAGUGAAUAUCAUAUUGUUUUUACUGUCCUAUUUUUGCUUUAUUGCCUGACCUGUUUAUUUUUUACAUACUUGAUGAUACUUCUAUGUAUCAAGAAGGGUCCAUGGAUACAAAGUGUAAUAUGUACCUUAGAACACAGAACUUCUUUAAUUACAUUAAUAAAAAUAAGAAAGUAGCCACAGUCAAUUAAAUACAUUAUGGCAUUUGUUUCCUUUAAUAUAAUGAGUGUAUUUUGCUUGGGAAAUAAUAUAGGAAAGAAAUUUUAAAUAGAGCUAGUACUAGUACAUCAGCCAACUCCAGUAUGAGCAUCUCUGUGCACUUUCAUUUUUUCUCUGAGUUUAAUGAUUUAAUAACAGUUCAGGUUUUUGUGUGCUUUUUUUUGUACUGAAAAUUAAUAAUGAUUCAUUUCAAGGUGUGGGAGACAGAUUCAGAUCAUGAAUAAAAAUAGUUGUAAUGAGUGCUAAAGGAUUAUCCUUAAAAUUUUAAAACAGAAUGUAAAACAAAUUUUAUGUUCUCUUUUUGUAAAUAUGUUAAUUUCAGCCAAGAAGAUUUUUAUGUCUUAGAAUUAGUUGAACUGAAGUGCACAAUAUUUUAUGCUAUGGAUCUAUAUAAAUGGGAGUAUGGUUGCCUACAGAAAAUAAUUUCAGUUGAAUUUUUAUGAAUGAAAUGUCUGCACUAUAUUAUUUCCAGCGAGAAAGACAGAGUGAGGGAGGAAAGGAGAGAAAGGGAGAGGGGAGGGGGGGAGAAAAUGAGAGAGAGAGAACAGAGAGACAAAGAGAGAUUCAAAUAUGACUUCACGUGAAAGAAUUUGAUUUCAGAAAUAUCCUAUAGUUAAACAGAACCACUGGAUUUAAAUCACAUUCUUUAUAUGAGGUAUCUGAGUAAUAUGAAUGUUAAAUGUCUCCCAAAUAAAUGUUUAGUAUAUGGAAUUUAUGCCCUUACUUAUUUAUAUGUGUGCUUUUAUGUUGUUGCUUAGAAGGAUUAGGUGUUUGGAUUAUUUCAGAAUGUAAGUAUUAUAGUGGCUGUCCAUACUUGGUUGAUUUGAAAAGUUUUUAAACUCAAACUUCCAUUGAUAGGAUAUCUAGAAGACGUGUUUAUAGUAUAAUGGGAUUUGUUUCCAUAUGUAGCUUGUGGGAUCUAUCAUAUUUUUAUGCUCUGUUCUGCUGGUCCCCAGAGGAAAGUACCUGACUACUGUAAAUAUUUUGGUAAAUAUUCUUUCAGACUUCUUAUCUACAAAUAAACAUACAUCAUUUCAAGUUGAAUUUGUUGGGCCUUCCCAACAGUGACCAUAUGAAUAGGUAGAAGUUUUCAUUGGUUUGAUGCCAACUUAACUCCCAGUGUACCUAUCUAAGUUAAAUGUGACACUUCAUAAUGAAAUUUCCUAUUUGUAGCUUAAAAUAGUGGUAAAUAGUUUUCUCUCCAUCAGUCUAGUUCAGGAAAGUCUGACCAAAGGCAUUGAAGGAAGGACAAGUAAGUAGUAGGUCUAAUUCUAACUAAGAACAUAAUUAUUCCUGAAAUAUAUUUAAUUCCAGAUAAUUUUAUUUCUUAAGCUACCACCAUUGUUAUGAUACACAAGUAAAAGAAGAUAUCAUUCCCAAAGAUUAUUAAGGUGUGUGUUACAUUUUCAUAGAAAUAAGGUGGGUGGAGCCAUAAGUGGGAACUGAAACCUGCUGUCUUAGCAAAUAAACAUGUUUUGUAUGAGUGCUUGUCAUGAGGAUUGAAUAAAAAUAUAAAUUACUUGUUAGAAAGGAGGACUACAAAUAAUAUUUGCAAUUCUCCAAUUAUUAAAUAUGAUUAUUUUUAAGUAGGAAACACCAAAAAAAUCAUAAAGGAGUAACCUAAAAUCAUAGACUCUCAACAUCCAGAAACAGCCGUUAAUGACAUUUUGGUAGAUUUUAUUGAAGGUUUUUUUGUUUUUUUUCCUAUUCAUAUAUCUUUCUCUCCUAUCUUUAAGUAGUCCUUCAUUUGAAUGAGUUACACUUUAUUUAUUCAAUCUGUUGUUGGACAUUUAGACUAUUUCCAGUUUUUUAAAAUACUAAAGAACUCAACUGGUAAAGAUCAUUAUAAAUAAACCCUAAACCACAUUUCUCAUUACUUUAUUAAUAUAGGUUCCCAGAAGUAGGAUUAUUAUGCCAAAAGUAUGAAGAUUUAUUUUCUGUUUUUACUUUUUUUUUUUUUUUGCGGUACGCGGACCUCUCACUGCUGUGACCUCUCCCGUUGCAGAGCGCAGGCUCCGGGCGCGCAGGCUCAGCGGCCAUGGCUCACGGGCCUGGCCGCUCCGCGGCAUCUGGGAUCUUCCCAGACUGGGGCACGAACCCGUGUCCCUUGCAUCGGCAGGCAGACGCUCAACCACUGCGCCACCAGGGAAGCCCUCUGUUUUUACUUUUAAUGGGAUUUUAUUAUAAAUAUAAAAUUGCCUAUAUUUUUUAAAAAGUGUUUUUUAAAAAGUCUAUUUUGCUCUCUUACUCCCUAGAAAUACCUACCUAACUAGUUAGAAACAUUUGGUUUAUAUCUUUUCAGAUAUCUCAUGUAAAUUCAAACACACACACACCCCUCUUUGUAUAUGUUUUUAUUUAUUUACAUUUAUUUUUUAUUUUGGUUGCGCUGGGUCUUAGUUGGGGCAGGCAGGCUGCUCCUUAGUUGCAGCACAUGGCCUCCUUAGUUGUGGCUGGUGGGCUCCUUAGUUGUGGCAUGUGAGCUCCUUAGUUGUAGCAUGCGAGCUCUUAGUUGCGGCAUGCACGUGGGAUCUAGAUCCCUGACCAGGGAUUGAACCCAGGCCCCCUGCAUUGGGGGUGCAGAGUCUUAACCACUGUGCCACCAGGGCAGUCCCUAUUUACAUUUAUUUUUAAGGCCAUUUUUGCAUAUUGAUAAAUUGUUUUCUCAAAGGUUCAUAACAGUUUAUACUCUUACCAACAAUAAAUGAGAACUCACCUGCCUCAAGCCAGCUUCAUCACCCUCUUCCUCCUACUGUACAUUUUAUUCUCAACAUUUUUUAAAAUCUAGGAAUGGGUUUGGGAAGAGUGUGGAGUGAGAGUGGGUUGGAGAUUGAAGCAUCACUAAUUACUUGGGAUAUGUUAUGUUGAUAAUUCCAGAGGGAUAGAAGAGAAAAAUUUCUUCUAAAAUCAGCAAAUGUGAAAAACAGUUGCACAGUGUUUAAGCAUAAAAGCACUGAAGUCAGACAUUUACUUCCUCAACAAAUAUUCAGUAACUGCCUAUAGUGCCAGGAACUGUGUGUAUGCUAGACAUUAUGUUAACAGUGAUGAGCAAAAUUAAUAUAGUUCUUGGCGUCUUGAAGUGUAAUGUGUUAGUCAGUUAAAAAACAAGCAAAAUGUAACAACCUAAUUGGGAAAAGAAUUUGAAAAAAGAAUAGAUACAUGUACAUGUAUAACUGAAUCACUUUGUUGUACACCCGAAACUAAUACAACAUUGUUAAUCAACUGUACUCCAAUGUAAAAUGAAAAGUUAGGGGCUUCCCUGGUGGCAGAGUGGUUAAGAAUCUGCCUGCCAAUGCAGGGGACACGGGUUCAAGCCCUGGUCCGGGAAGAUCCCACAUGCCACGGAGCAACUAAGCCCGUGCGCCACAACUAUUGAGCCUGCGCUCUAAGAGCCUGCGAGCCACAACUGCUGAGCCCGCAUGCCACAACUACUGAAGCCUGCGUGCCUAGAGCCCGUGCUCUGCAACAAGAGAAGCCACCGCAAUGAGAGGCCCGCGCACCACAACAAAGAGUAGCCCCCGCUCGCCGCAACUAGAGAAAGCCCGUGCGCAGCAACAAGGACCCAACACAGCCAAAAGUAAAUAAAAUAAAGUUUUAAAAAAAUGAAAAGUUAAAAAAAACAAGCAAAAUAUAAUAAAUUGUGAAUAAGUAUGGGAUGAAAAAUAAUUGGAUUCUCUUAAGAGAAAAUAAAAGAUAGGAUGAAACUUAGAUGGUGCAUCAAGGAAAGACUCUCUGAGGAAGUGAGAUUUGGGCUGAGUCCUGUAAGAUGAGUUAGAAUGAGGCAAUAGCAGAAUACAGUGAAAAGCAUUCGAGAUAGAGAGAAUGGCCAAUGCAGAAUCUCAGAGACUGGAAAAGGCUUAGCGCGUUUCAGGAAUCAAAGAUCAGUGUGGCUAGAGUGUCGUGAACAAGGGAAUAGUGGAGUGCUUUUCAAUUAGAGAGGUAGCCUGUCACUUCUACCACCUAAAUAUCUUGCAAAUAUAUCUCUAGGAUACUAUCUUUUCCAAGCUACCAUCAUCUUUGCCCUGGACUACCUUGCUUCCUCUAGCCCCCCUUCAGUCCAGUCUCCACACACAGCUAAUAUUUUUAAAACAGUAAUCAUAUUAAUUACACUACCUCCCUGCUUUAAACCCUUCAAAGACUUCCCAUUACUCUUCAAAUAAAAUUUAAGUGUCUGGACCCUCAGGAAAGACUAAGAGUCAUAAACUAGUUCUGCUGCUUUUUGUGUUGCUUAAUUCACUAAAGUUCAGUUUCCUCAUCUUUGUGGUGGGAAUAAUAAUAAUCUAAAUUACAUGGGAGUGUUAUGAAGAUUAAAUGAGGUCAUUCAUGUUAAACGUUUAGCAUAAUUCCUGAUUUGCAAUAAUCUUGUAAGUGUCAGCUGUCAUUUUCAUAAUCACUAAGAAAAUGACCAGGCUUUCUGUUGAAAUUAUUCGAGGUAAGGUUUGAAUUGAACUAAAAUCGGAGAAAGCUUGCUAUGAAGCCCCUUCACUUUGAAUUUAGUUAGAGUUCCAAUAACAGCUCUAUUUUAUGAUAAAUAAAUUUGAGCAUAAUGCUCAUCUAUCCCAUUCUUAAUUUUUCAUUAACAAGGUAAUAGGUGUAUUAUGGGAUAGGACCAGAAUCAGAAAUGCAUUUUUUCUAUGACUGUGUUUCUACAAAGCUCCUCUGGCUCUGAGGAUUCUUUUUCUCUAACUCUAUUCAAUUAAUUUUUAUCUUUUCUUACCUUAAACGAUGGCUUCUGCACCUUAUUUAUUAUGCCAGGGGUCUGUAAACUAUGUCCUGUGGGCCUAAUCCAGCCCACCAGUUGUUUUCAUAAAGUUUUAUUGGAACACAGCUCUGCUGGAGAGACUCCCAAUCAUCUGUCAAAGGUAAUGGAAUGUCACUCCCGUGACUUACAUUAUGUGAAAUUCUGUCAUGCUACCAAAGUCACUCUAGAGACUUUCUCCCCUCUUGGCUUUGAAGAAGCAAGCUGCCAUGUUGUAAGAGGGCCUGUGGACAGAACCACAAGACAAGGAACUACGGGUGGCCUGUAGGUGCUGAGGGCAACCAGUAGCCACCAGGAAGCUGAGGCCCUAAGCACUCUGCCCUACAGCCACAAGGAAAUAGAUCUGCAAACAACUUGUGUGAGUUUGGAAGUGGAUUCUUUCCCAGUCAAGCCUCCAGAAGAGAACACACUCCAACUGACUGUGACUGCAGCCUUGUGAGAUCCUAUGUGAAGACCCAGACUCCUGACCCAUGGUAAUUGUGAGAUAAUAAAUGUGUGUUGAUUUGAA
Molecule: messenger RNA, 6410 nt
Organism: Globicephala melas (long-finned pilot whale)
Lineage: Eukaryota; Metazoa; Chordata; Mammalia; Artiodactyla; Delphinidae
Gene: COMMD10
Product: COMM domain containing 10
Source: RefSeq, a predicted model, not a curated record